CUUUCAUCGGUCGCCAAUUACCGACAGCCCAUUCACGAUAAGCCAUGCCAGAGCAAUACGAACUGUCUUCGCCGCCGUUCGACAGCAUAUCCUGCGUCAAAUUCUCCCCUUCGAACCCCGACCAUUUACUGGCGACAUCUUGGGACACGACGGUUCGCUUCUAUGAUACUGUCAAAAAUGAACAACGAUGCAAAUUUGAUCACAGGGCUGCUGUCCUUACAUGCUGUUUCGCAGACGCUGGCCAUGGGUAUAGCGGUGGUUUGGACACGUCGGUGAAGCAGCUGGAUCUUGAGAGCGAGAAAGCCUUAUCACUUGGGCAGCAUUCGAAUGCUGUCUCGAGCAUGAACUGGUCAAAGGAUACCAACAGCCUCAUUACUGGCUCAUGGGACCGCACACUACGCUUCUGGGAUCCGCGUGCCUCGACACCCCAGAGCGGCUCGUAUGACGUCCCCGAGCGUGUCUACCUGAUGGACCUGGUCAACAACACUCUCGUGGUGGCCAUGGCCAGCAGAUUAUUUCACAUUUACGACGUACGCAAGAUGUCCGAGCCCACACAGACACGGGAGAGCAGCCUCAAAUACAUGACGCGGGCACUGGCAUGUAUGAUCGAUGGACAAGGAUAUGCGACGGCGUCCGUCGAAGGACGCAUAGCCGUCGAGUAUUUCGACCCGAGCCCUGAGGUACAGGAGAAAAAGUACGCCUUCAAGUGCCAUCGUCAGACAAUCGACGAUGUGGAUCACGUUUGGCCCGUCAAUUCCCUUGCAUUCCAUCCCAUAUACAACACUUUCGCAUCCGCAGGCUCAGACGGCACCGUCUCGAUAUGGGAUCACAAGCUCAAGAAGCGCAUGCGCCAGUUCCCGAAAUAUCACUCGGCGAUCCCGUCGGUGGCAUUCAACUGCGACGGCUCGCGGCUCGCGGUGGCGGUCAGCUACAACUGGGACGAUGGGGAAGAGGGCGCCAAGACGGCGGAUAAGCGCAGUAUCUACAUUCGGCCUCUUGGGGACGAAGUUAAACCGAAAGGGUGGGCGGAGAGCUGAGCGGCUACUCUUGGUCCUUGUAAGAAUGUUUUCUUGUGGUGUAUUCUAGGACCUGCUCUGGCACGUCACAUAGUGCGUACGUUAUUUUUCUGAAAUGACCAUGUGACUGUGCGC
This is a messenger RNA of Gloeophyllum trabeum ATCC 11539, 1151 nucleotides long. Its product is annotated as WD40 repeat-like protein. Gene Ontology annotation, cellular component: mitotic checkpoint complex; kinetochore; bub1-bub3 complex. Gene Ontology annotation, biological process: mitotic spindle assembly checkpoint signaling. NCBI's taxonomy places the organism in Eukaryota, Fungi, Basidiomycota, Agaricomycetes, Gloeophyllales, Gloeophyllaceae. Bases 45 to 1037 code for a protein of 330 amino acids. The transcript is spliced from 8 exons. Gene Ontology annotation, molecular function: ubiquitin binding. The record is from RefSeq and is a predicted model, not a curated record.